Uranotaenia lowii is the source of this 26764-nucleotide messenger RNA. RefSeq names its product protein quiver (gene qvr). The record is from RefSeq and is a predicted model, not a curated record. The coding region runs from base 928 to 1395 and encodes 155 amino acids. The transcript is spliced from 5 exons. Lineage: Eukaryota; Metazoa; Arthropoda; Insecta; Diptera; Culicidae. Gene Ontology annotation, biological process: positive regulation of voltage-gated potassium channel activity; sleep; regulation of synaptic transmission, cholinergic.
UUCACUGGUGCUGACCUAGCAGGAAAAUCGUGCUCGGUGUUCUCGGUCAAAGCGUUUUUCUUUUCCGAGGACGGGAAAAAGAAGAAAACUAUUUUCCUUUCCGUCGAUUAUCGAUUCGUUCGGGCGUUAAUUGAACUGGAUUCGUUCUUGAGAAGACGAAUUUCGAGCUUUCAAUCAUCUGGUGGUGAUUAAAAGUGAUAAAACAUCACGGGUAGAUUAGUGAAGGAAUAUCGGAAAAUUCCAAGAGUGAGCUGCAGCUGAAAAACGAGGAAGAAAAUUUUCCUAUUCUUAAUGUCGCAUUGCAGAUGUUGAAGGUUGGAUGGGGAUUGUGAUUUUAUUUCAGUGGCGUUCGAGUGAUUAUGAGUUAUGAAUGCUAAUAUUCAAGCUUUUCCAAGGAAGAAAAAUGCUGAGUGCGAAAAUUUAAUCCAUGAAAAAGUGUAUUGAUUUCUUUUUCAAGAUUGACAAAGAAAAUGUGUCCUUCCUUGCAACGUUACCCACAUGAGUGCGAAAAAAAUCUUUGACGUUUUGCUUUUUCACCUGCUGUCACAAUUCAACUGACAAGUUUCAGAUCGAAUUCGUUGUAUUCCAUAUUGGAAAGAAUGUAUUGUUUUAUUUGUUUAACAGAAAAAGAUUAACAGGAUGAAAGUUGAAAAUUCAAGAGAAGACCAUUGAAAUAAAAUUAAAAGGAUCAACAGCGAAAAAAAAAAGUCUGACCUACAUGGCACAGUGAAAAUUUACAUCACAUAAUACAGCGAUGAAACAUAAGCCCUUGGGAUACUGAAGGGAUUUCACAGCUUCAUAACAAGAACACGGAAGCCAUUCAUAGGAAGGGUCUUAAUGUCAGCGUAGCUGACACCUUAGAAUUACGCUCAGAAAAAUAUCAACCAGCAACGAAUAUCAACAGCACAACAAACACAUCCCCCGAAAAUGGACCGGAAACAUUGGAUUUUAAUUCCCCUUGCGCUAGUUGGAGUGUUUUGGUUUUGGAUUCCACAGGUUUCUGCAGAGUGUCAAACUCGGUCGAUUUACUGCUACGAGUGCGAUAGCUGGACGGACGCCCGCUGCAAGGAUCCCUUCAAUUAUACGGCGCUUCCCCGGGAUCAGCCGCCCCUGAUGACCUGCAACGGAUGCUGCGUCAAGAUGGUGCGACACUCCCGGACACCUUAUGAAGUUGUUAGAAGAAUGUGUACAUCUCAAUUACAGAUAAACUUGUUUAUGGUAGAUCAUGUGUGUAUGAUGGAAAGUUCAGGCAAUGGACAUAUGUGUUUUUGUGAGGAAGAUAUGUGUAACUCGAGUCCUAGCUUACAUUUUACCAAUCAUCUCAAUGUCAAGAUGUGUAUCAGUAGCGUGAUAGCCGUGAUUCUGUUGAAUACGGUGCAGAGGGUACUUCGGUAAGCCGCAGCACAAAAAUGGCGAACAAUGAAUUUCGAAUAAAAACAAAAACUAGUAAUAUCACGGUACCAAGCUUUAGGAGCCGUGUGGAUCGAUUUCAAUGACCCCAAACCUUAGAUAGUAGAUUAAUGGAAGCAACUUUCUGUUAAACAGAAAAACAUAUGUUUCAUAGAUCAAGAACGCGGAUGGCCAUAUCCUUUUCUGGAGAUAUAUCUUUCAUGACCCAUUCACGGUAACAACAAGAUAGAAACAUCUAUUCAACACAAACACUCAAACACUUCUCACUGGCAGAUGCAUCCAGUAAAUCAGUACACCUUCAUUUGUUUACCUCUCAGCGAUUCACAAUAUUCAAAGAAAUAUUUUCAUCUCAACCUAACAUUAGUACCAGUUCGAUGAGUUUCGAUAUGGAUUGUUUCACAUUUCUGACUUUUCCUUGAUCAUUCCCCCGGUUCAGAUGCGUACAUAAAUAUUUUAAUAUGAUUCAUUGAACCGUAACCACUUUUUUAACAGUUAUCUUUGUUACCUACCAACCAUAAGCAGAAUAUCUUCAGAUACUCUCUUUGAAUUUCUUCAACUAUCAUCAUUCCCCAGAUCACCUUCUGGAUGGUUAGAUACUUUCAGAUGAUCCGAUUCACUGGCGGCUCAUUCAAACAAGCUUACGAAAACAAAACUUGUUGAAUGAGAAGCCCAUCGUUCAUUCGUUCAUUUUCUUACAUCCAAACGUCUUUUCAUAUAAUUAGUCUAACCCCCUUUAUCUCUCUAUCUCAACAUAGUCCUUAGUAAAUGCAUGGCGACUAAAACUAAUGUUUGAAUUUGUUUACUUUUCCUUUGAACCCUUUUUCUCGAUACUAACAAACUCUUUACACUCGAGUUUAGCAACAACAACAAAUGUUAUAUAAAGCUCCUUUCCCCCUUUCUCUCCCUGUAAUCUAUAAAACUUUCAUAGGUACUGAUAUCGAGUUUGACAAUAGAUAGUUGAUUGAGUUUUUCGUUACUGUUUCGAUUCUCCUAGACUUUUUGACCUUCUUAAAACUUACUAGAUAGAUAGUGCGUUAGAAUACUGAAUUUGAAGAAACCAAACGAAAGCCAUCCGUUCAAAUUGAACAUCAUCUACAAUAAGCAGAGAUAUAGAAUUUUCAAAAUCGCCCGUUUGCUACAAGUUAGAUUAUAUUUUUCAUUCGGAAAGAAAAACACGAACGCUUUCCGCAUACGUUACAAUAAACACCAACCGGAGGAAACAUACUUACGCGAUUCAUAACGAAAAUCAAAACCCGAAUCGAGAAGUAAAAAAAAAACAAAACAAGCAUCGCUCUAGUACUCAAACUGCUCACGAUAAGCUAUUCUAACUGCUGUAGAGUUUAGUUUUAAUGCGUCAUUUUAUUUUCUAACCGACAUAUAUCUGAGAAUGUUUUAAUUUAAAUGAGUACAUUUGUAUGAGUUUUGUUAUGUACAUUAGUUACUGAUACCUUAAGCUACCAUAGAUCGCUAGAGCAAAUACUCAAAAUGAAAACAUAUUUUUAUACCUAAAUACAAUUAAUAGCUAAGAAAGAGCAAAAUAUCCUUGUAAAUAGUUAGAUAUCAUCUUUCUGCCCAUCUUUUCUCCCCCAUCAGAACAUAACCAGCAGCUGCGCGUUGAAACAUUAGAAAUCAUCAAACCUACUACCAGUAGCUACUUGAGUUAAAACUUCAGCAACUCUCCGGUCGUUGUUAUGUUUUGAUCUCGCUAUGCACUUUCCAAACAAAUCAAACUCUCAAAAGUUGCGCGAAACGAAAGCCUAAUUAGCAGAACCUCUGUACAGAAAAAAAAUCUAGUAUAAUGCAGAAUCAAUGUGUGCUAACGGUUGUUUUUUUUACAAGUUUUAUCUGUUUUUUACUUGAUUUUUGUUACGCCUAACAUAACUGCAUGUUGUUUUGAAUUUGUUUCUUUUUUUUUUUUUCAAACGUAUAUAUCGCAAGACUCACUUUGCAUGUCACCUCAGUGAAGGGGGUAGAGCCUACAGAGAAGUUACGAAAAUUAUUUUUUCUGAAAAUCGGUGGCUCCAGAGAGUAGUUACAUAACUACAUAUGGAAAUUACUUAAACCAUUCGCCGUCGGUCAUUCAUUAUCUUGAUUCAAUGAGAUUUUGGAUUUAAAAUUGUCUCUGAUGUUGAUGACGUUGACACUAGGUUCGUAAUAAAUUGGAGUUCCAAUCAACUUGAAAACAGAUAUGAUUUUUUUUCACCAUUUUGUCAUGAGAUCAAUUUUGAACAUAAAAUAUUGAAGGAAAACCCUCAAGUUUUACAUGAUAGUCCUGCCUACUUUGGAACAGGCUUCGACCUAACUGAGAAUUGAUGAGAUACCUUGAUACAUUAGAAAACUUUGUGAAAUCUAACCAAUGUUCGUGUGUCCGUUGAGGUUUUGGCUCCUCUCCAAUCGGUACAAAAGUUGGCUUCCAUUGGAUUGAGUUUUCAGACAUAAAUGUCCUAAGCUUACCUGAAUGUUUUCUGUGAUAUGUUCACUCUCAGAACAUCAGGCUCCUCCUCUCGGCAUUUGUGGUCAGGACACAAAUCCAACCUCGUUCGUAGCCGGAACACCCACAUAAACUUCUCCGGCGUCCUAAAUCCCUACAGCGCUCAAGCUGGCUUGAACAUCAAUUCAAUACGCCUUAAUGGGCGAUGAUGGCCGGCAUUAAAUUUUGGUCUUUGCUCUUGAUCGGCGCUUAAUACCCGACAUCAAACUCGCUUCGGCGAUCGUGGAAUAAUCAAAUGGCACCCCGAUUGGCGCUUAAAAACCCGACUUCAAACUAUGGCCAUUGCUCGUGAUCGGCGCCUUAUACCCGACAUCAAACUGCUUUCGGCGAUCGUGGCCGGAACACGAACAACUGCUGAUUCGGUAUCAUCUUCCGGGGUGAUUUCCCUUGCGGCGUUAAUAAAGUACCGGCCGCGACACACUGAGAGUCUCCACAGUUCACUUUUCGACACACGUGGCCGAGGUGAACAGCUCCCUCAAAUACUGACCGGAAUUAAACUUCCUUCGACUCAGUUAGCACUCUUGAAUCGGUCCAACACAAAUGACGACCCGCAAGCGCUGAUCCAAACCGGUGACGAUUCCACGUGUGUGUGGUGAAAAUUCCAUACUUAAGAAGCCUUCUUUUUUUGAAGGCCUCUUGUUUGUGGUACUCUGGUCGGAUCUUCAAAGCUCCGCAGCGAUAUUCCGCAUUUUCCGAGUUCCGAGUAUUAACGGAUUGUCCAUCGAAGUCUACCACUUUGGAAAAAACGUGUGCACCUUUCUACGGACCCAGUGAAUAAUUUUAACAGCAUACGUAUACACCUUAUGAACUAACUACUGUCUCUGACCAUGAACCCAUCCGGAUAAGAGAUUAAACUAGCGCAGAAAGGCUCCUCGGCAAUACAGGUUCACGAGUGCACUUCAUGCGCAUAAUAAUUUAUGACUCUCGACGACUCAAGGCCUGACUUCUUCUCUUCUUUAAUGAUUCAAGGUUCGAGUAUCUAUCGUAAUGACUCAAGGUCCGGUUUUCAGUCCGUCAUAUGCCGAUCGAGAGUGCCUCAUCUUGAACUAACACCUGGUCCAGCACAUAACCGUGACUUCAGGAAACAUGCGCGAAAAUGUCUAUCAUGGUAGUUGCCAAUAACACCCUGAAACAAUGUCUAGAAACGACAUAAGAUACAACUAGCAUUUUACUUUUUUCCGACAACGAUAUGAAUUCAGCUAGAUUCCGCCACUAAUAGAGCGCCACAAAACUUUAUCGAGGCACAUCGAUGAGUCUAUCUGUUACAGCUCGAUGACUUUCCAUUUGGCUUCCGGCCCAUCGGCCUUCCAUGGUUUCUGCUCGACGACCUCCAAAUGGCUAACCAACUUUUUGGGUGCGGCUCGACACUCUUCUUUUGGCUCGACGCCUCACCAAUGGCACGAUGUCCUUCCAUCUGGGCUCCAGAUCGCCGACCUUCCGGGUCAACUACCUCCAAGUGGGUCUGGCUCUACGACCUUACGCAGUUCUGGUCCGUUGACCACUUCAUGGCUCUGGCUCAAGGACCUCCCAGUCGCAGUGGCUCGAAGACCUUACUUAGUUCUUGUCUGUCGACCGCGGCGUGGCUCCAGUACGUCGUCUUUCCACUGAAUCUGGCUUGACGAUCUUCCAUCUUGCUCUAAGUUCACCGACCUAUAAGUGAUACCGGAAUUUCCAAACGAUCUCAACACGAUCUUCACGAGCGCUACUGGACCGCAUUUUAUAAGUUCGAAGACCAACCCGCCUCUUUGGGGAUCCACGUAUUUUAGUGACGCUACGGUAGAACCUGUUUAAAAGACCCGUCAAACAUUCUCAGUAAAUUUUUUGUUAAGACCGUCAAUCUCUUGAAGAUAGCCAAGAUAGAUUUCAAACAGUUUGCCAAGAGUAGCCAGUUUACUUCAUGAUCCCCGGGAAACUAUCUUCGUUUUAAAAUACCUUCUUAGCAGUUUUCAACCUUCAGGGUAUUUGCGAUGUUUUCCCUGACCUCCCCCCAACGAAUACGAGAUUCCGUAUGAACUCACAGUAAAUAUCUUUGAGAUAGCCUCGAGUAUCGCUUUGGUAAUUGUUCUGGAGUUCACUCGUCGAACGUUGUUGAACAUCAAUACAAUAUGGUGGCACCGGACGACCAUGUUCAAGGAAAAGCUGGGCAGUAAUCGUUAAAAAAUUUCCUGUUUAUCAAGCCAUGCUUCAGGUUAUAAAACCGUUGACAUCUUUUGUGGUGUUUUUUAAAUCUGCACAGACAAAAUUCAAUUUCAACUUUCGAGUUUUCAUUCGAUUUCCACCAAAUUUUUAGGGAGUGUAAAGAAACAAUCGAGACUUAAUUCAAGGUAGUUUCAGAAGCAAUCCUUAAAUAAUGGCCGUGUACUUCUCGAUCGGGUUGCCCAGUACUUCAAAAUCGACUCCUUGCGCCUCGAACUUCUCUACAACCUCAUUGAAGUAGUGGCAAGAUACCAAAUCCACCCAAAAGAGCGCUUCUGGAGGUACUCUUUAAGAUUGACUUGCCUACCGUUUCCGCACGUGACUUGCCACACCAGAAACUUAAGGACUAAUUUCGAAACUUUCUGUGCCCUGAGGUUCUCGGCAACGUCAAACUUAUCAUUGGCCGUCAUGUACAGGUUUAAAUAAAUCUGUUUCUUUUAUUAUUUCCACAGUAUACCGUCUCACGACAUAACUUGAAGAACAACAUUUCUUCAAUUCACUCGGAAACUGUUCUCCAAUUUCUGGGACAUUCCACAUUUGCCAAAUGGUCUAAUCAGCUUGCUCGUUGCGCUCCUGUUCAUCUGAUGCCUACCGGAAUCGCGGCGAACACCUGUUUUGCGGGACAGACAGCGUAUCCGUCCAGGGCUCGCCACCUUUUGGAUACUGGGUUUGCCAAAGAGUCGCGCGAGCCCGUGUUUUAUCCUUCGCCUCCCCACUCCAUUCUCCUGCAUGCCGCCAAAGAUGAUUCUUGACACUCGUCGCUCGAAUACUCCGAGUGUUUGCAGGUCCUCCUAGAGCAAUAUCCACGUCUCGUGCCUGUAAAGGACAACCGGUCUAAUGAGCACCGUGCACAGGUUACACUUCGUGCGAGGGCUAAGUCUUCUCGUCUUCCGCUGAUCAUUCACCUCCGGAUCUCACGGCUGGUGUCAUUGUCUGCGGCCACCAGUGAGCCGAAAUGGACAAAUCUUCGAUUAUCUCCAGUUCGUCACCGUCGAUCGUGAUCUUGUUAUUACUGGACAAGCGGGCUCGGUCGGUCUCGGAUCCUCAGGCCAAGUAACAUUUAAAGUGUUAUAGCAGGCUACUAGACAAAGUUUUGGUUUUAUAAGGGACUUGAGGAGUCUUAUAACUAUCGGUGUUACUUGGGUCUCGGAUGAUCUGCUUGAAGUUUGCCUUGAUCUAUCCUGGAUCAUUAUCCACCACGCAACAGUACACUACUUUUGGCUGUUUUAUUUUGCUUCUCGUCUCGGUCCGGGAACUUCUGGAUUCUAAACGAACGUAGUUCGGCUCACGUUUCAGUAUCCUGAUACCGUAGAAUUCGUGAUUCUUAACUUUUUCCGAUUUCCAUUAUGUGCGACGGAUUCUAAUUUUAAAAGUGAUACUUACUCGUGCAAAACUUUCUCACGAACGCACUGCUCUUUUGACGACAACUUGAAAACAUUAUCAGGUAUUUCCUGAAGCCUAGUCCACACUCGGCAACUUGAAGUGCGAGUUCGUUUGCUGAGACUUGUUUAUGUUUACAUUUUGGUUGCUGAAGGUCUCCUAUACUUGUCAGGAGACUUGAGACGGCAAUAUCAUCAAAUGUAAACAUAAACAAGUCUCAGCAACCGAAAUCGCAGUCCAGGUUGCCUAGUGUGGACUAGGCUUGAGACAGACGUGGGUCCGCUUUGUUGAUGUUUUUUGUUUUGAAAAAUGCUGGGAAAUGCUUUGAUUCAGUAGAAUUAUUCAACCAAGUAGGCUCACAACACAUAUUAGAGUAUUUGUACGCCAAAUUUCAUUUAAUUUUACUCAAUUUAUCAAAAGAACAAUAUCAGUGUGUGCAGAUUUGAAGUACACGAUUUGUAACACAUAUGAUAUAUUUGGGUGUAUUAAGAGGAUGAAUAAAUUUUUACCUAAUUUCAUUUACUAAAACCGAUAGCACACACUCCGAUAGCAUUCCACACAGGUACAGAUAUGAAAAAAAAAACAGAUUCCUUGGAAAAAUUCUAAACUUUGUCAAUUCAGUAGAAGUUGACAGUCGUAAUUCGAUCAUUGAGUGCUACAUAGGAAGGCAAGACGCAAAGCUGGGUAUUUCUUUUCGGGGAUUGAAAGCUGCUUGGUAUCAUUUAAGGCCCUUGGAUCCGAAGGGGUAUAAGUGCAUAACAGUUAAUUUCCAGAAAACACGGCUUUUAGUUGCUUUGUUUGGUGAUUUUCCAUACAUUUGAAAAAUGAAGAAUUUUUUGGCAGUAAAAACUCAAAAUCGAUAAUUUUUGCAUUUACUAUAUCGCUUUGGCUCUGAGGGCCUCAUUUGUCAGCGGCGAAUAAGCGAUCAUAAUAGCAGGGCAUGUUAGUUUGUAAAUAUACGAAUCGCAAAUAUCAUAAUCUAUUCAUCGCAGCUCACUUAAACAAAGCAGGUUAUAUUAUAAGAGAAGGUUAAAAAUUUAUUUUGUUUCAAAUUGAAGUCAGCUGCAGCGUCUUACAACGACAUAUCGGUUGGGCGUAAUUAUCGAAAUUUUCACUUCAACUUGAUCAACAGGAAUAAAAGUCAAGUAACUUCCAAUUACCAUUGGAAGUAUUUAGAUAAUUUUGUUUUUUUUUGCUCACGAAAUUCGUUAGUUAACAAGAUGAAACAACAAUAGGUACUAGUAUGAUUAAUGUCAAUAAUCAAUUCAGCGAAUACAAACAUUUCCAGUAACAAGGUGUGAAAAUUUUCGAAUAAUUCUUACUGCUGCUCUAUACAUUUAAAUGCAGUUUCAAGCUUGAGUAUACUGAAAGUAAAUUUAAUUCAUGAGAAGUGGAUAUGUAGAUAGAGCUUUAUUUUUAUACACACUUUUUUGUGGAACAAUAGGCACAGGGUCGUUUUCGGAUGCUUUCAUAAAAUAUCUAAAUAUCAUACUUAUAUUUAGUACCAGUAGAUGGUCGCAGUCAUAGAUAGCUUUUAACCAGAAAUUGAAAAAAAACUUUAUGUUUGAUCCAACACAGAAAAAAAUAUCAAAUUAUCAAAGAACUUGUUUAAAUUUUGAUUGUUUGAUAGUUUCUGUAAUUUUCAGUGGUACUGUUCAGCAGAAUUUUUUCAAAAAAUAUUCUUCAGGUAUAUUUUCAAAUAACCUGCAGUCAAGUUCGAGUUUGUUUCAACAGAAUAGGUACCUACUAUUUUGAUAAUCUAAGAAACUUUUUCCUAGAUCCAAAGAUUUCAGAUAAUUUCAAAACAAUUUUUUUGGAUCUCAAGUUAUUGAGCGUUUUACGAAUGUUAUUUUAAUGAUAACAUAAAAUAUUUGAAUCUAUUUUUUUUUGUUUUAGCAUGCGUUUGAAAAUUUAUAAAAGCUUUCCAAAAUAGGUUUAGUAAACUUUGACUCGAUCGACAAAACUUUGACGAUACCCCGAACAAAUGAAAACCGGCUGUUCAUUCCGUCAGCGGAAAAAGCAAAAAGUAAUCUAAGAAUAAAUUAUACUCGAGCAGCAGAAAUACAAUAUAGGAACUAACGAGCAGCUAAAACGAUUUCGAAGAAUUUGCAGCGUUCCAAAAUAGUUAGUCUAUCCAUACGAGGAGAGAACAAAAUUGUCAAACAGUAACUGAAUUAUUGAACGAAAAAAACACCCCCAAAAUUCAAGGUUAAAAAAUGAAAAAAAAAACGUGCUAACACAACAAUAUUGAUUGAUUGUCCUGUAUUGCAAGUUUCCGAAAGGAAGAGAGAAAAAAACAGAUAUACAAGAAAAUUUUGGAAAAUUUAUUAUUGCGGAUCCAAGAUAGAACGUCAAAAAAAAACAUAAUCGUGAUCAUUUUUUGAUAUAUCGAGAACAAAAUCCAAAGCAUUAGUCAACCAAACCAGAAGCGAGCAAAUAAAAACGAUGAAAACUACCUGUCCAGGUUUUUUUUCGGUUUCAAAAGUUGCAGUCCCUCAGUAGUUUCCGUCCUGUUCCAAAUUUUUCAUUGUUUAAAUUUUUAGAUUUUUUGAUUUUGCAAAUCAGAAAUCUUCUUUGUGGUUUAAGGAUUUUCCUACCAUUUUUUUUUUUCAACUUCCUUAAAGUUGAUUAACGACUUUUAUCCCAAGAGUUUAACCCCGCACCCAAUUAUCGAAAUCGACCCUCCAUCGUCCUUCGAGGUAAACAUCCACUGUGACGAAAUGGAAAUAGAAAGUGAUCAAUCUCGUGAGUUUGAACAAAGAUUUAUACACAAAUCUCAACAGUAUUUCUAGCUACAUGCUUAUGACAUUUUUGAAAACUUUUACAUUUCAUUCCAGUUUCAAGGCGUUUGACGGUCGCCAUGCAUUUGUUCGAUUUGAGAAAAUUUUACAACCGGUUGGUGAAACAUAGUUUUUUAUAAAAAUUUAUAAGAAAAACUGACGGAAAAAUAGAUAAACUUUACACAAUUUUCUUUCAUCCAACAUUAUUAUUACAGAAAGGAUGUUAGUUCCACCUUAAGUGUACAUUUUUUUAACAAUUCCAAGCUUCGUUCCGGUCUAGAUUGCGAAUCAUUAUUUCAUCUAUCGUUUUAUACGUCCAAAUGUCUUCCUUCAGAUAAUAAAAAGGGUCUGUGCAGACUUGUGUUAGACCAAAACUGCCAUAGUUUUGCAUUUUUAUCAUUUCUUUAGAACUAUUUCUCCCUGUAAAUAUUAAAAAAAAACUGGGUUGUACAGUCUCUCUUAGUUCCCCAAAAUAGUUUUACUUUUCAAAAAUCCACCUCAAAUCUAAGCAUCUUUACAAUUGAAACAAUAACAAAAAGGUCUGUAAAAAAACAACGAAAAUGAAGUAAGCUGAAAUAUUGCAUGCCCUCUGAUAGAACUGGUAUUUUGUGCAUCCCUAUGAGUGUGAGUGACGCAUUUAUUGUUCAUUUUUUCUUAUAUUUUUGUUUCGUCAUUCUCGUUUGUAUCGACACACUAUUGGAUUGCUUUUAUUCUACCACACGCUUUGAUUGUUUGCAUGCAUUGAGCACCGAGCCUUGAGAAUGUUUGCUUCCACACGUGCAUUUUGUUUAUCUCCUCGACUAACCUUCAUCUCUAGAAUACUUUCUAUCAUGACGAAAAGUAAUUCAAAGAUGUAGAAACUGUCUGUGUCUGCUAGAAAACUAACAGAAGAUUUCCAAACACUUUCUCCCUUCCUUUUGUUUUUGGAAUCCCCAUAGUCAAAGUUUGUCAAACUGUCAAAUCAAACCGACAGUUGCCAAUCGCAAACAACAUUCAAUAUUUUCUGAACUCGAGAUAGCAUGUUAUUUUUUAUUUAAAAAAAAUAGUUUUUCGCUAUCACUGAAACAAUAAAUUAAAAAAAGGUCUACCUACAUUGAAGGUUUCCAAAAACAUGCAGUUGUAGUGAACCAAAUUUCGAACUACAUACUGUUUCGUUAAUGGCUCCGAAUGCAGCGAUAAGUUGGAGUAGAAAUCCAUUUGUUUUCCAUCGAGAAACUCUCCACAAACAAUUUACAUAAACACAACCAACAAAUGGCAAUACCGAACUACACACUGCAUAAAACGUUUCCAAUUUUGAUUAUAUUUUAACUCAGUUUUUUAUUAUUGGAAUAUUUUUUUGUUUAUUGAUGAUUUGUUUAGCACAUCCUUUGAAUAUUGGUUUAUAUCUUAAUUUUUGCUAGUUACAACACAAAUUCAUUGAAAACAGUAGACAACAUCGUCCACAUCGAAUCUAUAACACUGGCUACAAAACCCAUACAAGAAAAAACACCACUCGGACACCAUUCUUUUCUAAACUCAUGAUAGGUUAAUGAAGAUGAGCUUUCGUAAAAAUGAGUCAUCAGUAAGGUUGAAAGUUAGGAUUUAAACUGGGUAUGUUGUAAUGACACAAGUUGAACUUACUGAACUUACCCUUAAGAAAGACCAGGUAAAAAAAAAUGCAAACCUCAAAACAAAGAACAACUUUAAUCAUCAUGAAACAGUUGACCGAGGCGGUGACCGUUCAACAAAAUUAUAAUCAAUAGAGAGUAAUAGAGAGCCGAACAUCAUCACCUGUCACCUGUGAAAUGAAAGUCCCAUUGGGACACAUUCCAUCUCAUCGUGAAAAAUAUCGACAGUAAUCUCAUUACCGGAAAUGGAAUUCCGGUCAUCCUAAGAGUCGUGUAUGACGAAAAAGGUUAAUUCAAUAACUGGAGUAAGGGUUUAAAGUUUUAGGAAUUUGAAUUAAAGGAGCAGAAAUGGAAACACCAAAAUACGGAAAGAAAUUUGGAUUGUUGCGUAAUUCGAACACACAAAUAAUGGUAACAAAAUUAUAAAAAAAAAAAAUAUAAAAUAUUUCAUAUCAAAAUCGAAACUCAGAACAAGAAUUCUGAACUCAUGAUCAAACCAAAGUUUACUAACCUAAUUAUUAAAAUAAUAAGAAUUCACAACAGAACUUGAAAUUAAGAUUUGGUCACAUUAUGAAGAAUUGUUAUGUGGGCGGACCGUGGUCGGUGCCACAAAUGAAUAAAAUCAAAUUAUGAUUGAUUUUGUGUGAGUAGGGCAACAUUUUAAUCUCGUCUCUCCCAUAUUCCCCAAGAUUGCGUGUUACUUACUGGCUUUCACAAAUUUACGAUAUGCCUCUUCCUUCCUCGAUUGUUCGUUCGCCUCAUCAGAUGACUAUCCGAAUUCUUCUGGGCGCCUGAUGAGCGCGGAUUCGACGGCUGUUCCCCCUGGAUGUUUUGCCUCUGGUGCGGCGAUCUGAUGCAGCGAUCGGAUUUCGGCGGCUGUUCCCCAAGAUUUUUCGCCAUUGAUGCGGCGAUCAAAUGCUUCGGAUUCGGCCCUGAACCGCCAAGAUUUUUGCCACUGAUUCGGCGAUCGGAUACCUCGGAUUCGGCGGCUGCUCGAAGCGACCCGAAUUCGGUGGUGUUCCACCGGGAUUUUUCAGCACUGAUGUUGCGAGACGGACGCGGUCGGAUUUGGCGGCUGUUCCAUCGGGAUUUUUUUGCCAUUGCGUAGUGAUACGGCGCAGCCUGAGGAAUCCAGCGAGGAAUUCGCUUAGGAAAAGUAAAAUAACCCGACCACUUUUCUUUUCUCGCGGCAGAUACUUGCCUUUGCAACCCUUCUCUGGUGCUUGUUCUUAUUUUGUUGCUCCUGGCCCGGGCAUCGAGUUUCCCAAAAUGGACUGCCCUAGAGGCGAUAAAAGAAGCGAUAUAGUAAAAAAAAAAUGGGUUUAUGGCAGGGUUUUUUACCUUUUAUUCGGCUGGAUUCUGUGCAAAGUAUGCACGUGGCGUGCUCCGGUUUUUGCCGCGUAGAAGCUGUAAAUAAAUUGCAUUUUUCAAUGCCUUUGCGCCAACGAAUUCCGGGGUUACGUACCUCCUGCUGGUGCUGCACUUAGGGCACUCCAGCUUCUUCCGCUGGCAAACCGGGUUUUUCUUCCGCGUACGCACUUUUUUUUACUGCCACGAUUUUGUGUGGCGACCGAUCGUCCGAUUUUUCACCGGAAACGAAAGUGACGUUUUGACGGUUUUUCUCUCUUUUACACGCUCAACGUGGUUCGCCCAAUUUUCCCACACGAUGAACCAGACUUGAAUCAAAGCAAUCGAAAGAUUCCUUUGAAUUCCACCAGACUUCUUAAAUUUGCGUUAAUUAUUUAUACACGCAUACGCUAUUCUAUAUGGGGAUGGGUUUUUAAUGAGUUCAUGUAGCCAAUCACCUAGGGUAAAUGAUCUUGAGCGGAACCAAUUGGAUAAAUUCGACGCAACUCGGAACAGUUGACCAAGCGGUGUGGAUAGGGGUUACAUCCGAACGAACUUUUUUUAGUUCAGCGGAUAGAUCUUGGCUUCUGCUUUCUAAUGAUGAUUUGUAAAAUAUUUUAGAGUAAACCCUGAUAACUCUAGAGCUGUUUUACUGAAGAAAGAAUUCUGAUCUUGAGCGGAACUAAAAUAUGAUCUUGAGCGGAACCAUUUUGUACUGUCAACAUCUUGAAUAGCUAUCAUUUAUAAUCUUUGUGUAACUGUGAAAACUUCAAUUAAAUUUCAUCUUUAAAGAUUUCAAAGUUCAAAAAUUUAUGUUUUCAUGUAAAUGACAAAAACUUUGCCUUCCAAAGUUGUUUUCAAAAUAUCCGUUCAAAUUUAUUUCUUACUUCAAAAAAGAUUCCCAAUUUUCAUUUUGAUUCACUGUAUUUUAUUUUGAAAAAAUAGAUACUCAAAUUUCAGCUAUUUCAUCUAAAAAAUUAGAUUUGUUAGUAUAUUUGAGUGAUAAUUUGAAUGUGCGUGCUUAGGGUCAUAUUACCCCGAACAACUUUUGAAGGUUACGACAAAGUCAGUUAUACAAAAGAAGAUGCCUUUAAUUACAGAUUUUGCUAAUAAAACUGUACAUUGCUCUAAAUCAAAGUGUUUCGAUAGAAAAAAUUUGAUUUUUUGUACUUUUAUCCCCAAAUCCAGCGAUGGAUUUCUGUGAUGCUGAUUCCUUUAAUUUCAUUGAAAAUUUAUGAUAAAUUGCUUCUUUUUUUUAUAUUCUAGUUGGGAAAAAUCAAUUAACAUUGAAAUUCUUAACAAACUUUUCUAAUUCAAAAUAAGAAACCUAAAUUUUAUAUUGAACAAAAAUUAAAAUUUUGGAAAUCUAUUCAAAAUUCAAAAAUUCGGUGAAAUCUGUAAAUAUUUCAAAUUUCUGUGUUCAGUAGCACAGAUUUUGUGAUAAAAAUUUGCUCAAAAUUCUGUGAAAUUACAGAUUUUUCUUUGAUUUCAGCAUUCUUGCUCUAAACAACUCAUUCAUAGAAUAAAGUUUCUUGUUUUUUAUGAAUCACGAUAAAAUUAAUUUAUAUCAACAAAAUAUGGAAACAUUAAGCAUUUAGCUCAAUUGAUAAAACAUUUAUUUCUCUAACCGAUUUCAUGAGUUCCAGCUCAAGUCUAAACAUCAAACACUAGAGAAUCGGAUAGGUUUUCAAUACCAGGCCACCAAUUGAUUCGUUAAGUAUGAUAAAAUAGCUAACUAGGUGUGCUUUGCAACACAUUUAAGAACUGAAGGAAUUGGUGUUAAAAAUAAUUUUAAUUUUUGUUUAUUGGUAUAUCGUAUUCAAUUGGAAUUUCGACAUCAAGAACAACCUCUUUAAACGAAAGCUGCUUCUUAAAGAUCGAAUAGUAAUGGCAAUGAAGAUUGAUUCUUAUUCUGGAAUAAUGACAUUACUUUACUGACCGUCGUUCCUCUGAAAGAAAAAACCGAAAAACAUUUCUUGCACCACAAAAACUAAACAUUUUGAGUGCCUGGUUUGGUACGCUGUGACACCAAUCAAAGUAAUUUUCAGUUGUAUUCGAAAUUAAUUUUAGAUCUUUUCUGUCCCUAAAGCUGAUAUAAUAAGUACAAUAAAAAGGUGUUGCUUACAUUCAGGGGUAAAACCUGCGUGUGAGACAUAAGGCAUAAGGCAGUGCACCUAGCGGUUUAUUUCGGAAGCUAGUAGUUCCGCUCAAGAUCAAAGAUGGUUCCACUCAAGAUCAUAUUUUACUUUUAAAAACCACGUGAUUUAUUGAUAUUUUGAUGGAAAACUUGUUACAAAAACCCGAAUAAUGCUUCUUUUAGAAUUUUUCUACCAUUUUAGUCAAUAAGAAUCAGUUUAUAACGGCCAAGGGUUACAUAACGACGUUCAAAAUCAGCAUAGAUUGGUGAAAAUUGCAGCAGAAAUACGUAUGUUUUUAAAGCUUCUAAAAACAUUACUUCAUUUCAUAAAUUUUAUGAAAAAUCACAAAGCUUGUAUGAAAAAAUCUUGAAAAAGUGUUUUUUCAACAUUUUGGUAAGAUUCAUAAAUAAUCAUUGCCUAGAUCUUAGAAAAAGUAAAUGGUUCCGCUCAAGAUCAGAUUUCGACUAGUUCCGCUCAAGAUCAUUUACCCUACAUCGUAUCGGUUUUAGUCGUUUUACCAUCUUUAUGGCAUUCGCGACUUUAUCAACGUUGCAGUUGGCGGAUCGUUAUUGAAAAACUAACCGGUACAACUGUGUUCGAUGUUUACUCUUGAGCUCAAACUCGCGGACAUCGGCUCAGGAGACAACAGACUUGCCAACUGAGCUAUAUCACAAGCCCAAAUCACUCACUACGAGGAAACCUUUAUGGGUUAAAUUCCUAAAAAAAAAAGAAUAAAAAAAACCAAAUCAUUCGAAUCUAGGAUAACUUUUUAAUAAAAAUCGGUCGAAAUCAAACGGAAUUCAGAAUAACCUCAAAGUUUGAAUAAGGCCAAGUUCAAAUUAAGAGUCAGUGCUUAUCAGAGUGAUCCAAAUUGGCCAAUCUUUGAAAAUUUUACAUGUUACGGACUGACAUUGAUCCUAGGACUUGUAAAAGGAAACAUGCAAAAUUUGAGCCAGACAUGGAUCACGGGAAAGGGUCACAUGAAAAAAAUCUGGUUUACUUAAUUUAAACAAAUAUUUCAUUCAAUGAACGCAUUUCGAGUAGAGUUGUGAUAAAAAAAAGUUAUUGAGCUGUAAUAAAAAAAAACUUUUAGAGGGUCAAUUAACGUAUAUUUGCAAAUUUAUCCAACGAGGUUUUCACGUUCCUCUCGAUCAAAAUGUCUCAAUGUUCCAUACAAUUUUCAGUUUCAUUGCGCGACCCCUACCUGUGACCAGGCCAACAUUUACAAGGACCUUGUGAUAGUCCUACUAGGAGAAAUUCAGCCUGCAACGCGUAAGAUUUCAUAAGUAUUACUUCCUCAUACAAUUUUGGGCCACUCUAAAGCUUAUUCAGAGUCAGUCCGAGCUCAAAAUUACUCAAAUUCAGAAGUUCGAAUUCGAAAUGAGUUCCAAUUCAGUAUCAGUAUGAAUUCAGAAAAAUUCUUUAUUCAGUUUCAGUUCGACUGAUUAUUUUGUUAAGUCCAAUUCAGAAUGAUUCCUUAUAAAGUUUCAGUUUGACUCAUUUAUUCUUAAGUCAUACUGAAUGAGGAAUCGUUCUGAAUUCAAACUGAUAUUGAAUUGGGACUUAAUUUGCGAAUUCCUAUCCGAAGAUAAGAAUACGAAAUCCGAGUUCAGAGUCAUUCCGUUUUCAAAAUCAGCUAAACUCAGUGUCAUUUUGAUUCCAGAAUCGCUUCGAAUUCCGAAUCAGUCCGAAUUCCAAACCAGUCAGAAUUCCAUACAUAAAAGUUCCUAAUUCUGUAUGAGAUAAAUCGGAAUCAGGUUUGUAAUAAAGGAUCAUUCUGUUUUCAGGAUCUCGGAUUGGCAUUCAUUCCGAAUCAGUUCAAGUUCCGCUUUAAGGAUGAGUUGGAAUUCCGAAUGGAAAUCUGCUUAAUUUGAACUGAGAAUAAUUCCAGUUUAAGUUCCGAAUCAAUUCGAAUUCCGAAUCAGUCCGAAUUCCAAAAUAGUUCAAAUUUCACAUUAUUCCGAACUGAGAAUUAUUCCUAAAUCAUAGCGAUUUCAGAAUUUCUUUGAAUUUAUGAUAAGCAAGAACUCCGAAUCAGUCCUAAUUCAAAAUCGAUUCGAAUGAAGAAUUAAUAGACUUUAUAAUAAGCUAAAAUUCAGAAUCAGUCAGUAUCGGCUCUAAUUCCGAAUCAGUCCAAUUUCCAAAUAAGUUUAAUCUCCGAACCAGUUUUAAUAACGAAUCAGGUCGAAUUCCGAACUAUUCCGGUCUGAGAAUCAUCCCUAAUUCAGUGUCAGUUGAAUUCAGAAAUAAAACAGUUUCCGAAUCAGUUCGAAUUAAGAAUUACUUCAAAUUUCGAACCAGUUCGAGUUCCGAAUAAGAACAAAACACGAAUUAGUCCUAAUUCAGAAUAAACCCAAGUUUCUAAAAAAUUCAAAUUAAAAAUCAAUUAAGAUUCCGAAUCAGUUUGAAUCCAGAAUCAUUCCGAAUCAGUCCAAAUUCGAAAUUAUUCGAAUUCAGAAUCUGCUUGAAUCUAGUUUCAGUAAAAUUUAGAAUAAAUUAGUUCGAAAUCAAAUUUCUUAUCAUAUCGAAUUGAAGUUUGUAAUCAAAUUUUGAAUCAAUCCAAAUUCAGAAUUAAUCGAAUUUUAGAACCCGACCAGAUUAAAAAAUUCAUAUGAAUCAGUUCACUUUUAAAAAUAUUCUGAAUUCAGAAUACGUUUCAAUUCAGAUUUAUACAAAUUCAGCAUCAGUGCGAAUUAGGACUCCGAAUGUAUUCAAAUUUAGAUACCGAUUUAAAAAUAAGUCGUAAUUCGAUGUCAUUUUGAUUUCAGAAGUACGCAAUUGAAAUCAGACCGAUUUUAGAAUAUCUCCGGAGUUCGAAUCAGUCCGAACUUCCAAUCAACCCGAAUUCAGAAUCAGUCCGAAUUUAGAAUCAAUCCAAAUUCCGAAUCAGUUUGAAUUCAGAACUCAUUGGAAAAAGAAAUCCAUUCGAAUUUAGAAUCAGAAAAAGUUUGAAUCCAGGAGGUCGAACUCAAAUCCCGAAUGAAAUUUCUAAUAAAUUUCAGAACCAGGCCACACUUUGGAACCAGUUCUUCAGCUCAAAGUCAGAACUGGAACAAAUUAGAAAUCAAUUCAAGUUUCGAAUGAGUCCGAAUUCAAAAUUGUAAUCCAUGCAAAUUCAUAAUCAGUUGGAAUUUAAAGUCAGUCCGUAUUCAGAAUAAGCCGGAAGUCGGAAUCAGUUCGAACUUUAAAUCGGUUCGAAAUGAAGUUUUUUUUAACAGACGCGUUUGCGCCGAGGGUCUUCUUAUUUUUUCCAAAAUUUCACAACAUAAAAACAUGAUUUUUUGCAACUUUUUGCAAAAAAAAAUCCAGAGAUAACCGAAGUCAGUUUUUUUAAAUAGAACAUAUAGAAUGCAUAGAAUUUUUAUCAGCUUUACAAGUUGAAUAUUUGAAUCAGUCCGAAUUUAGAAUCAAUCCAGAUUCCGAAUCAGUUCGAAUCCAGAAUUCAAUGGAUUAAAAACCAUUCGAAUUUAGAACCAGUAAAACUUAGAAUCCAGGAGGUCGAAUUCAAAUCCCGAAUGAAAUUUCUAAUCAAUUUCAGAACCAGACCAGAUUUUAAAAAUAAAUUCUUAACAAAUUAGAAAUCCAUUCUAAUUUCAAUUGAGUCCGAAUUCAAAAUAGUAAUCAAUCCAAAUCCAUAAUCAGUUGGAAUUUAAAGCCAGUCCAAAUUCAGAAUAGGUCAGAAUUUCAAAUUAGUUUGAACUUUGAAUGGGUCCUGAAUGAAUUUUUUUUUAUAUGACGCGUUUGCGCCAGGGGUCUUCUGAUUUUCCUCAAAAUUUCACAACACAAAAAAAUGAUUGAACUUUUGGCAAAAAAAAAAAUUUCAGAGAUAUUCGUCAACUCAUUUUUUGUAAAGCUUUCUAAGUAAAAUAUUUGAAUUUUAGUGCACUAUUAAAAUCAGGCCGAAUUAAGAAUCUAUCUGGAGUCCGAAUCAGUCCGAAUUUACAAUCAACCAGAAUUCAGAAUCAGUCCGAAUUUAGAAUCGAUCCAAAUUCCGAAUCAGUUUGAAUCCAGAAUUUAUUGAAAAAAGGAAUCCAUUCGAAUUUAGAAUCAGUAAAACUUAGAAUCCUGGAGGUCGGACAAAAUUUCUAAUCAAUUCAGAACCAGCCUGCAAUCCAAAUUCGAAAUAAGUCAGAUUUUGGAAUCAGAUCUUCAGCUCAAAGUCAGAACUGGAACAAAUUAGAAAUUAAUUCAAAUUUCAAAUGAGCACGGAUUCAAAAUUGUAAUCAAUAUAAAUUCAUUAUCAGUUGAAAUUUGAAAUUCAGAAUAGGCCAGAAGUCGGAAUCAGUUUGAACUUAAAAUCGGUACGAAAUGAAGUUUUUUUUUAUCAGACGCGUUUGCGCCGGGGGUCUUCUGAUUUUUCCCAAAAUUUCACAACACAAAAACAUGAUUUUUUGCAAGCUUUUGGAAAAAAAAUUCCAGAGAUAAAUUCUUCUCUUGGAAAAAACAUAUAUUUUAAGUGCACAGAACUUUCAAUUUUUCAACGGAAAUUCUUUAUAGAUAAUGGAAUUUUUAUCAGCUUUUUAAGUAAAAUAUUUAAAUUUGAGUGGCAAAUUUAUAUGAGCAUGAAAAAUCGCAAACAAACUCCAAGACUAUUUAAAGUCCCGUCUGCAUCACCAAACAUUCCGCGAACCAUAACAUUUGUUAUGCCAUUUUAUGAUGCAAAUUUCAUCUGAAGACCCCAAAUGGGCCAUACUCUCCUUUAACCGUUAUGAAUGGAAUAAUGAGGAAAAAUCUCUUAUGUCUUUAUUUCUUAAAUAAUACUUUAAGAAGUGAAUGGCCCAUACGAGUGUCUUCAGAUGAAAGUUACAUCACCAAAUGGGCUACAAAAUUAUGUUUUCCCCAAAAUAUUGGGUGAUGCAGACGGCACUUUUAAACAGUUUUUAAACUUAUUUACGACUUUUUUGAUAGAAAUUUACUCGUCUACAUUGUUUUUGGAUUUUCUAUUUAAAAAGCUGGUAAAACUUCCAUCGAUGGGCAACUGAUGUGCACUUGAAAUAUGGUUUGAAAAUUAUUUUACGAAAAAAUAUAACUUCAUAUACUUCGGGGAAUUAAAAUAAAAAAAAAAAUGCAAAAAAAUCAUGGGGGCUUAAGCCGCAAAAUUGAGCCAAAUUUGAAAUUUUUGAGGAAAUCUAAGACCCCCGGCGCAAACUGUCAGAUAAUGAAAAAAAAAGUUAAAUCCUAAUCCAAACUCGAAUCAAUCCAAAUUCGAAGCCAUCAAAUCUAGGAACGGAAAUCUUAGAUCUAAAUCAUAACUCAGAUCUUGAAUCCCAAAUCAGGAAAAACAUUUUUCAGCACUCUCGAGAAAAAAAUGUGCUACGAAUUUAAACAUGGUGUCUUUCAGUUCACAGCGUGUGACAAUGAUGCGACGAGGCAAGGUGAUGAAAAUGUUGAUGAUGAUUGUUGUUCGAGGAAGAUACAGGACAGGUGUUGACUUGAGCUUGAGAUUUUCAAAAGUUUAGUUCCAGGAGAGCAGCUUCCGAGAAUUCAACGGGAUAGUCUGUAGUAAAUAAUAAGCAAAGCAUGAAGCAUUCUCUAUCCUACGGGACGAGAGCACCUUUUGUCGGGAAAUUUUUUCAAGAUAGUACACGGCGGAACACUUCUGUGACGUCAAGUGGUUCUUUUCGAAAAAAGGAAUGAAGCAAAAAAGUACGACCGUUAACAGCAAAAGACAGGAAAGGUCCAACGAAUAACAGGAAUGUGCUGCAACAAGGGAAGCCUCGAAGGAAAAUCGAAUUAAUUUUUCCUGACGUUCCUGACGUUGUUUUCCUUCGCGGAAAUCUUAUUUGCCACCACCCGCCCGGCUCAUUUGAACCAAAUGCUUCCGUUUAGUUUAGCCAGCCAGCCAAUAAUGUAGUUUAGGAUAGCUCCAGACAGAAAACAUUUCGUAUUUGCCUUUAGGGUUUCAAAAGCAAAAGAAGGUAAAAUCAAAAUGGGAAAAAGUAAAUAAACGCGUGUCUUCCUACUUCGAUAGGGUGUCAAAAGAAAACCUGGUUUGGAUCACGCGUCAAGGAAAAUAAAUCAUGAUUGUAAGGACUGAAAACCCAGAUCGAGCGGGUUUUCCCAAUGUUGUUCUAGUAUGUACUUCGCACAUAUAUUCCUCACAAAUUUGUUUUCGAAAAGCAUUUUUAUGUUUUGCUGUAUAUUUAUGAUUUCGUUCAAUGUGUUUCUGUGUUUUUCCAAAAACGAAAAAAAAACCUAUCUGGCUACGAACACAGAAAGUAGUGACCAAUAUCAAAAAUGAGUGGAUCUGUCAAAGGCCAAUGGGGUAUCUUUUGAGAGAUGAAUUUUAAGUUUGUAUUUUUGUUCCCUAGUUGUUAAAUCGAAUGAGGGGGUACAACCGAAGAAUGAUGGUUGUUAUUUUAUCGAACCUAUGGUUAUGUUUUGCCGCAAACAUCCGUUGAGUGAAUCGAUCAAUAGUUUUCCAUUUUAAACAGAUCAAAUAAACAAAUCAGUGCCUCAGUUUUUUUUGCACAAUUCCUAAAAUUGCAUUUGCAGGAUACCGCAAGAAUUCGAUUUCGGUAUAUUUUGGUAAAUUUUAAUACUGAAUUUCAGCCUGUUUGAGUAGGAGCUAAUUGUUCAGUAAAUUUCUAAAUAGAAGGCUUAUUCUGCGAUUCGAGUGACUGGAUUAGUCAAAUUUAAAUCCUUAAUUGUGUUUUAAGUGAGUUUUCCAGGUAAGCAACGUAAGUUCAGAUUAGGUUAGAUUUGUACUUGAAGCUCAUCCGCAUUUAUCCGCGUUUUUUCAAUUGAGUCACUCUUAUGGGUCAGGACUACGAGAUAAAAUAUGGCUUGUCACGUAAAUCGACUCGAAGAAUAAGCCUUGCUUGAUACAAGUAACAGGGUGGAUAGACGAUACAAGCCAAAGUUUUUCAAGGAAAAACUCGUCCAACAACACAACGUUAAAAUAACACUAAAGCGGAAUUUGCCCUACAAAAUGCAUUAACCUAAAAAAAAAAUCUUACAGCUUACAUAUGUUGAAAAGCUUUUUCUUCAAGUUGUGUGUUAAAAAUACACGUUUUCAACUCAAAUAAAAAGUUCCAGCUAUUUUAGCACAGCUCAAAUUACCAACAGCUAAAUGCGCUAUGAUUUCUCUGAAAAAUGGAGAAAGGAAAUGGUAAAAUAAAAGUAAAAACUCAUAUUUAAACAACCCUGAAAUAAAAUUUUUAAAUUGUCAAAAUGAUUUUUAAUAUUGUCAAAAACCUCAAAAUUGCAAAAACUUACAAACUGUCAAAAUUGUCAUUUGUCAAAAUUGUCAAAAAAUUUAAUGAAUUUUUUGAAUUACCAAAACAGACAAAAAUUACAUGAUUUCUAAAAAUUACAGAAUUAACAUUACUAUCAAAUUUUAUUCCAAGGACAUAGUUGACUAAAUUAAAGAAAUUUAAAAAAAAUUGACCUUAUUAACAAAAUUGUAAAAAUUAUCGAAUUGAAAAUGUUAUCAAAAUGGACUAAACUUAAAAAAUCUUCCUAACUGUCAUUGUCGAAAUUAUUUUAAAAAAAAUCAAAAUAGUAAGUACAUAACACCAAAAUUGCCAAAAUUACAAAAUUGGUAAAAAUGAUCAAAUUGAUAGAAUUUCCAAUAUAUUAAAAAUCGACUAAAAAUACCAAAUUGACUAAGUUAACACCAAUUUGCAAAAUUGACUUAUCACAUUAAGGACCGCGAAGAAAUCUAAGCCCGAGAACACCCACAUUUUACAUUCUCUAUCUUAGAAACGACUGAAACAAAUUCUUCAACUUUAUUAUCACUGAGUUAUCGAAAGUGUUGUACCAAAUUAUGUAGAAUAAAGUUUCUUUAUCAAAUGUAUCACAUUUGAGUUAUGCUUCUCAGUGAAGCGCACUCGCGUGAAGCGAAAAAACUAAAUAUCUCGUAGUUGAUCAAAGUGUUAAUUAACGAAAUAGACAAAAAAAAACUCAAAAUGACAAUUGACGGAAUUGACAAUGUUGUCAAAAUUGACAAUAUGGACGAAACUUAAAAAAAAACAAAAAUAAAAAAUUAAGGAAACUGAUCAAAUUGUCAAAUUUUUCAAAUGACAAAAUUAACUUAACCAACAAAAUUGACAACAACGCAAAAUUAACUAAAUUGACCAAGGUUUUUUUUUAAUUGACCAAGGUUAUUUAAAAAAAUAAAAUAAAAAAAAAACCUUGGUCAAUUUUGUCAAUUUUGCGUUGCUGUCAAUUUUGCUGGUUAAGUAAAUUUUGUCAUUUGAAAAAUUUGACAAUUUAAUCAAUUUCCAAGGUUAUUAGAACACAAGGUUCUCUGACUUUGUCCGUAAGUAGGCGAGGAGAGCGCGGUGAGGUUCAGUGAGUUUGUUUGUAAACAUCGGUAAAUUUGUUUGAAAUGAUGGCUUUAUUGGAAAACAAACUCCACGAAGUCCGCAGUUGCAAACCCAAAAUGUCUGAAUCAGCAAUUUUACAUAUCGUAACACCUUGGAAUAAACAAAGUUAUUAACAUUAACAAAACUGAAAUAAUUGCGCAAAGAGACAAAAUUUAAAACAUGGAAAAUAUUGACAAAAUUGUCAAAGUAUUUAGAAUAAUUGUCAAGAUUUUCAAAAUUGUAAAAACCGUCUUGUCAAAAUUGACAAAUUGUCAAAGUUGCCAAGAUAGUCAAAAUCAACAAAAUUCUUGCAAAUUGUGCGAAAUAAGUGCAAUUGUCAAAAUUGGCAAAAAUAAUUGACAGAAUGUAUAAUGUUAUCAAAAGACAAAAUUGACUAAAUUUAAGAAAAUGACAAAAUUUACAGAAUUGACAUUGUUAUCAAAUUUGACAAAACUGAAAAAAUUAAAAAAUUAAAAUUGUCAAAUGGCACAUUUUACAAAAUUGAGUUAGAAAACAAAAUUAACGAAACACACGAAAAUUGACAAUGUUAUGAAAAUUGACAUAAUUUACAAAACUAAAAAAAUGCCCAAAAUGACAAAAUCAACAAAAUUUUUAAAAAAUGAUAAAAUCAACCAAGCUUACCCAAUUGAAAAAAAUGUCCAAUUUUAUCAAUUUGUGAAAACUGUCAAAAUUGUAAAAAUUGUUAACAUGCACAAAAUUAUCAAAAUUGUCUUAAAUAUGUAAAUAUUGUCUUAAAAUUGUCGAAAUUGUCCAAAUUAUCUGAAUUCUUCAAAAUUGAAUCCCAGAAGAAAAAAAAAUGUUUGAGUGCCCUCGAAAAAAAUUAGAAACCUUUAAACUUCCUACAGUGUAAAAUUAUCGCCAGUAACUUCAAAAGCUAUUUGAAGUGAAUGCCUUAAUCCUUUAUCAAACAAAUUACGUCGAAACUUUUUCAGUUUUUAUUGAUUUUUAAAAAGAAUUCUAAAACAUUGAACCUUGAAAAUGUGAUAUCCAAGGCGAAGCAAAUGUAAAAUAUAAACUAAGAAACUUUAGAAGGUAAAAUCAGAAUCAAAACAAGAAUCCAGAAGAAAACUUCGAGAAUUGAAACUUUGUAAGAUUCAUUAUCAACUCACUAAGCGUAUUCAAUUAAAACGCUAUUGUACAUCUUCGUUUUCCAAUGUUCAUAGGUGAUUAAUAUUAAUUCAUUCUGUCUAUUAAAGCAGUCUCAAAAUCUUUCAUUCAACCAUAAUAUUGUUGUUUCAACAGUGCAACAUCGUUGUGUUUCCAAUAUUCAUCGGUUGUUAUUGUUCAUUUAUUUAUCGAUUUGAAAAAAUCCUAAAAAUCGAUCAUCCAACUUUAAUAUUGUUAAUAGUGCAACGAUUAGAAAGGCUAGCACUCAACCAUCCUAUCUCAGCUCUCCGUGUUGAACCCUCUCAUUCGAUCGAACCCCGACGUCAAUAAACCACUCUCUAUUUCUCAAUAAUGUACCCCACUGGCUCCACCUAUCUUCCAGCACCUGUGCGAAUGCUUUUCCACAUAUGUGCCCACGGCCGUGACAUUUUUCAUCAUAUUAACACAACUUAUGAUACAUGUUGAUAAAAUGAAUAGAAGAAGAAAACCUUAGUGUAAUAAAAGAUUGACGAAAAAAAAAACAUAGAAAAACAAAACCUAAAAUGAGCAAGCAAAAAAAAAAAAUGUAAAUUACAAUUUUCAAGUACGUGAGACACGUUCACACAUUUUGCCCCUACACACUCAAGCGAGCAAAACAGCACACAAGCAAGCUGUGAAAAAAAAAUGCAACCAUUUGUCUGUACCUACUGUGUAUGAGCAAGUGUAGAAUUAAAACAAGCAACAACAGCAAAAAAAACAGCUAAAAAAAACCAACAAAAAAUAUUUGAAGCCCCAAGGUGGUUGCUGCACACCGAUGCCGAUUGUGAGCGAUUUCCGUUGUGCGGCUUCGAGUGUUUACAUGUCACUUUGACUUUACUUUCUCGAGAGACAGCAAUUAUAAUUUUGACGACAAUGGCUAGUUCUUUUACUGUGGACAAAAGGAAAGUAAACAACCUUGAGUUUUGGCCUUCCUAGUAGAAUCACUAGGUGUAGCGUUGAGUGUGUAAAACGUCAAUUUCGGCCCAAAUGACAGUAUAUAGGUAAAAGUUUAGUGACAGGAGUGACAGCACUCUCAAUAUACGAGUAGGUGUAGAACCAUUAUCGCGAUCGACUGCUAUUCUGGGAGUGAAAAUGGUUUUAGAGAAUUUUUAUUUUCGCAAAAGCGCUAUUCUCUAACAAUUGGUCUCUCGAGUUUUGAGAACAAUUGGCUUUCGGUAGCGACCAUAUUUCUGGAAUGGCAGUUUAACGUGAUGAAGUCCUAUUCAUUAGGAAUUGUAAUGAUAGGUGAAGUUAAGUUAAAUAAAAUGCUAACCGCUUGUUUCGGUUAGAUGUGCAAAGUUUAGACAGAACAAAAAAAAAUCAAAAAAGGACCUGAAUAGUCACUGUUUUCUUGAAUCUUUUUUACAAAUGAUUUACUACAAACAUAGUUUGUAGAUGUCAACAGCUGAAAGUAGCCAAAGGCUACAUUAGAUUUACCAAAGCAGUGACUAAGCUUUGUCAUUUGAGAAAAAAACAUAAAACAAAAAUUUUUAAAUGCUCACAUUAUGUUAAGUUUGAUUACUUUCGAUAACAUUUAAAGAGAACGCAAACAUUUUAGCUGUUUUUAAAUGUUUCUUAGCGAAAAGAGAAGUCUACAUAUUUUCCUACAUUUUAGAAAAGAAACAAAUCACAAACAUUUAAUUACAAAAAAAAAUCUCUGUCGAGAGAAAUACCGUUUCGAAGCUACGCCCUCUAGACUAAGAUAUAAACAAAACUAGAAGUGUUAUCAUUGAUCACAGAAACCAAAAUAUAGCUUUCAAAAUAGCUCAUUUUAUAUAUGGCAACCAAUGAAAAAUAAGAACAAAUCUCGCAUUGUUAUAUCCACGGAGGAUUGAAUGUUACAAAUCAAACCAACAAAUAGUAAAAACCAACACUUUGAUGAACGCCUCUGAAAACCAAUUUCAAAAUAAAUCAAAACUAUCGAACUUUUUAUCCCCCGAAAAUAAAAAUUAAAAGUUAA